AUGCAUGAUGCGGGUCGACAGACGAAGCCCAGCGUCUUUCAUAUGUCUAAGUCUGUGCAUUCUGGAACUGCUUGUCCGGCUUCUAUGAAGCUUUCCAAAGGGGUUCCGGAUGCCGAUGAUUUCGCACCUACCACCAAAAUCGUUUCCCUACAGAAAUCUAGUGAUCUAGCCGUUGUCUCCCCGAGCUACCUAGGACCUAGGAAAGAGUUUGAAAAGCUUCAAGGCAAGCUUGUGAUUCUCGACAAUUCAAGCAAGCGAGAUGCGGUUCCCUCGGUAGCUUCCUUAUUGAAGAUCUACCUUCCGUCUACUGAUCCAAGCAGAUUGUGGCGCACUGUAACCAAUAACGGUUGCAAAUCAAGCCUAUCAACGGAGUGGCGUAUGAUAGAGAAAAUCCGCCAAAGCAGAUCGAUGCUCACAGACAGGACUUUUGACCGAUAUGUUCAAAUUUGCAUUCUUCCUCCUCCUUGGAAUGGAAAGGGCUGGUGGUUAGGGAUCGGCAGUACAGUGCCAAGAACUGAAAUCCUAACAAGGAAGUUCACAACGGUUUUGAUGCACACUUUGGGAUAUCAAGACCGUGGUCUGCAGUGGGUGUUAUCUCAAGCAUUACCCUCGAAAACAAAACCUUCGGCCUGCACUGAUCCGCGAUCUUAUAUGUACGGUUCUUAUCCCGCUGAUCAGUCGCACUCUAGCAGUAGUGUGCACAAUCCCAAUACAUGCACCCUCAUAGAGGUGUCUUCAUGGUCAGGUUUUUAG
Molecule: messenger RNA, 753 nt
Organism: Morchella sextelata
Lineage: Eukaryota; Fungi; Ascomycota; Pezizomycetes; Pezizales; Morchellaceae
Exons: 13
Coding region: 1-753 (250 amino acids)
Source: RefSeq, a predicted model, not a curated record